GAUGGUUUAUUUAUGAUACUGAGUGGUCUUUAUGGAAUCCUGCUGGUUGUUAUGGGAGCUGUUAUUCCUCUAACAGACACAUUCGUGGAACCUGAAAGCGGCUAUGUAUUUGAGGGAUUUUACAUCUAUCUGUAUUCCGUCAGUAUUGCGUUCCUCAUCUACGUGUACGUGUAUCUACUACGUCGUAACCGUCUGAAAACAGAAUUUUUGACCAGAACGUUGUCGAGAUCUAUGUCUUGGACAAAAGCUUGGGCCAGGUCCUGGGCUAAAGGAGAAGCAGCCGAUGGAAAGAACAAACGAAGGCGCCAUAUUUCGAUGGAUACUAACCAUCAUACAGGCAGUUUUUAUCUCCGAUUAGGAGCAGUUGGGUUUGGUAUCGGCAGUAUGAUUCACUCCGGUCUGCAUUUCGGUCAGUACUUCCAGGUGUACGACGGUCCCGCUUAUUGUACAGAUCUGAUUCAGGCGUUUAAACCUCUCCUUCAUCUCAUGUUUACUUUUAUUCAACUCUAUCUCAUCUUUAUGAAUUCCAAGCUGCGGAUUCACAGAUACCGAACGCUAGCACGAUUUGGAUUAAUGCACAUGUGUGCGACCAACAUCUGCGUCUGGUUCCGCAGCAUCGUGGUGGAAACGUUACACGUCAUUCACCAACAGCAUGACGAACAUCAUGACGUCACUGGACAUUCCAUACACGAGGUACAAGUGUUUACCAAUGGAUAUAGCGCCAACGAAACUACGUACAACAGCUCGGGCUUCCAUGGCCGAAAGUUACAUGCAGUGUCUCUGGGCCAAGGUACUGGAAACAAUUCAUGUCGCUGGUCGGACAUGAUGGGACGGGCUGUAGAAUCAGCUGGACCGUAUCUCUACCCCUGUACCAUUGAAUACAGUCUGAUGUGUGCUGGUAUCCUGUACGUAAUGUGGACAAAUGUAGGAGAAAGACAGAAUAAAGUUCGAACCGAUUCAGACGCCGAAGAGGAAGAAGAAGAUCUCAGAUCACACCAAAGAAUGAGCGUUGAUUGCGCUGGAUCCAGUCGCGGAUUGUUCCUUGGAAUCCUUAUAACGGUCGGUGUGAUCAUCUCCAUCAUCGCCUUUUAUGUCUUGAUCAAUCAGAGAAAUCAGCCACUUCAUCUGUCCGCCAUUGUUCUCACCCACAUGUCGGAGACCAUCGUCUAUUUGGUGACCACCAUCGCCCUCUGUCUAGCGGUCAUGAGAAUGAAAGAACUCCACUUCCACGCUGAACGGAAAUCAGACCUUGAAGACACCCUUAUUCUGAUUUCUUACACCGGUCUUUUGGGAUUCGCCACUUUCAGUUUGACGGCUGCUUUCAUGAGAGCUUCUGACGUCAGAAGCUGGUUGACGAUGAUAUCCAGUUUAGCUAUGGUUAUCCAGGCCACGCUGCAGACGAUAUUUAUUUUGUGCGGAGAUCGACUAUCGGCUGCGUCAUCGUCACAAGAAAGGAAGAAACCAGGACGAGAAUUUGUGACCUUUUUGUUGCUAAGUAACUUUGCCAUGUGGGCACUGAACACUUUUGAAACCCAAACUCCCGAACACAACCCUAUUCAGGUUGAGGUUUACGGGCAUGAUGCUUGGGCCAUCUUUACCCACGUGUCCGUACCCCUGGGCAUUUACUUCCGGUUCCAUUCAACUGUCUGUCUCUCAAAUAUAUGGAAAAAUGCAUGGAAGGUGAGGAAACAUAUGUAAAUAGUUUAUUAUGUUGUACGAUAUAGUGGAGUAGGCCUUGACAUGGACAAUGGGCAUUGGACGAAGAAUUUGUAUAUAGGCCUGAACAUAAUGGUAGGGGAAGAGGACCUUCAUGGUACGACAGGGGCUUGAAAAACUAUUACCCCAAGAAAAUAAACGUCUGAUACGAUGGUUUGAAAUUGAAGAAAUCCUAUAUUUGUACAUAUUUUUUAUAGUGUAAUAUAUAUACGUAUGUUUUGUAUGAAAUGAAAUGGGGCUUUACGUCUACUAAUAUGCGCUUGUGUGGUAUAAAAGCAGUAAAUUAAUUGGAGAGGUGGGUUGGUGGGGAUUAUCUCCUCUAACUUGUAGCCUCAAUUAGUCUUCAGAGAUUGUCAUGACAAACGAGUAGCUUUAUUGAACAUUAUUGCAACUGGUAAAUUAUAUAUAUACAUUAUGUAAAGCUGUAAAUGGUCCUUAAUAAAGUUCUUAGUUCAAAAUGG
Lottia gigantea (owl limpet) is the source of this 2177-nucleotide messenger RNA. RefSeq lists its product as hypothetical. Gene Ontology annotation, biological process: proton transmembrane transport. Gene Ontology annotation, molecular function: proton channel activity. Lineage: Eukaryota; Metazoa; Mollusca; Gastropoda; Lottiidae. Bases 13 to 1698 code for a protein of 561 amino acids. The record is from RefSeq and is a predicted model, not a curated record. Gene Ontology annotation, cellular component: membrane. The transcript is spliced from 6 exons.